This is a messenger RNA of Aspergillus piperis CBS 112811, 1320 nucleotides long. Its product is annotated as peroxidase family protein. The transcript has 7 exons. NCBI's taxonomy places the organism in Eukaryota, Fungi, Ascomycota, Eurotiomycetes, Eurotiales, Aspergillaceae. The record is from RefSeq and is a predicted model, not a curated record. Gene Ontology annotation, molecular function: peroxidase activity. Bases 1 to 1320 code for a protein of 439 amino acids.
AUGCGUAUUUCUACUACACCACUGUGGAUCUGGCCCCUGGCUGCCGCCCCUCUUGUUGCAGGAUUCACAGAACAUAGCCAUUCGAAGCAUGCGGCUAUGCACAAGAGAUGUCCAUAUGCCAAUGGCCAUCAACAAGACGUGCCAAGAUACGAUAAAGGCCUUCUUGCGGAGUUAUUGAAGUCUCCCGUUGAUGUCACUGGAGAGCACGCAUUUCAACCUCCGGAUUUUGAAAAUGGCGACCAAAGAGGUCCUUGCCCGGGCUUGAAUGCGCUGGCAAAUCAUGGCUAUAUCCCACGUAACGGCGUGGUUUCGUUCGGGGGUGCGAUCACGGCCAUCAACAAAGUGUAUGGUAUGGGCGUUGACCUUGCUACUGUCCUUGCUCUCAUGGGCACAGUUUGGACUGGGAAUCCGCUGUCUCUAGACCCAAGCUUCUCCAUCGGAGGCCGUGACAUUGGUGUAAACAACUUGCUGGGAAACCUAGGAGGACUACUGGGUGAUCCCCAGGGCCUCAUCGGCUCUCACAACUUCAUCGAGUCGGACUCCUCCAACACUCGCGACGACAUUUACGUCACGGGCAAUAACCAUAAACUGAACAUGGACAAUUUCAUGUCAUGGUACAACAUGUCCACUGAUGGGACGUUCGACAUGGACCUCAUGGCGAAGCGCGCAAAGUUACGUUUCGACGAGACCGUCCAAAGCAAUCCGAACUUCUACUACGGCCCUGUAACCGGCCUGAUUGCGCGCAACGCAGGGUAUAUCUUCCCCGCGCGGUUGUUCCGGAAUUAUUCUCAAGAUGAGCCGAACGGCGUUCUGACCAAGGAGCAUAUUCGGAUCUUCUACGGAAUCUAUGGAGAGGAAGGUAACUUCACCUACAGGGAAGGAUGGGAGCGAAUCCCAGACAACUGGUACAAGACUCCAGUUGACUUUGGCCUUGUCCAAUUGAACCUGGAUAUAAUUGACUGGCUGUCGAAGUACCCCGAGCUCGGAAGCAUUGGAGGCAACACAGGAACCGUGAAUAGUUUUGCUGGUGUUGAUCUCGGAAAUUUGACAGGCGGUGUCUUCAACCUGGGUAACCUUCUUGAGGGAAACAAUCUAUUGUGCUUGGCGUUCGAGGUGCUGAAAUUUGCUGGUCCUAAUGCGCUAUCUGGACUUUUCAAGAGCGUUGCAGAGCCGCUGGAAUUUAUCACGAAUGCACUCUCCGUGCCUUUGCUGAAUGUCACUUGUCCGGCGUUCAAGGAUCUGCAAAUGGGUGGCAAGCCCUUCUGGGAGGUUAUGCAGAAUGACUUCCCCGGUGCAAUGAAGAGCGGUGGUGCUUUCUAG